GUUCGCGCGACGACCGCGGGGUCGGCGGGCGGGGCGAGGCCCUGGACGGCGGCGGCAGUGGGGCUCCUCCUUCUGUUUCCCAGACCGAGAGCCGCGCCGGCACCAUGUCAGCUUACCCUAAAAGCUACAAUCCGUUCGACGACGACGGGGAGGACGAAGGCGCCCGGCCGGCCCCUUGGAGGGACGCCCGAGACCUCCCCGACGGGCCCGACGCGCCCGCGGACAGGCAGCAGUACUUGCGGCAGGAGGUCCUCCGCAGGGCUGAGGCCACGGCCGCCAGCACCAGCAGGUCCCUGGCCCUCAUGUACGAGUCCGAGAAGGUUGGGGUCGCCUCUUCCGAGGAGCUCGCCCGUCAGCGAGGAGUCCUGGAGCGCACAGAGAAGAUGGUGGACAAGAUGGACCAAGAUUUGAAGAUCAGCCAGAAACACAUCAAUAGCAUUAAGAGCGUGUUUGGGGGGCUGGUCAAUUACUUCAAAUCCAAACCAGUAGAGACCCCACCUGAACAGAAUGGCACCCUCACCUCCCAGCCCAACAACAGAUUGAAAGAAGCUAUAAGUACAAGUAAAGAACAGGAAGCAAAGUACCAGGCCAGCCACCCAAACCUUAGAAAGCUGGAUGAUACAGACCCUGUCCCCAGAGGGGCUGGUUCUGCCAUGAGUACUGAUGCUUACCCAAAGAACCCACACCUUCGAGCCUAUCACCAGAAGAUCGACAGCAACCUAGAUGAGCUGUCCAUGGGACUGGGUCGUCUGAAGGACAUAGCCCUGGGGAUGCAGACAGAAAUUGAGGAGCAAGAUGACAUUCUUGACCGGCUGACAACCAAAGUGGACAAGUUAGAUGUCAACAUAAAAAGCACAGAAAGAAAAGUUCGACAACUCUGAAGACAGACGGAUUUCCACUCUAUUGUGAUGAAAAGAUUUGAAAGAUCUUUUUUUGAACUUCCAAGAAAUUUCAUUUACUAUUUUAGUAUGUAAAUUAAUGUGUGUUUGCAAAUGUUAUAAUAGAGUAGGUCUUAAGACAUUUUUGCUGUUAUAAGGAAGUGUUUGUCCCACAUUUUCCUAGGGUUAACACCUCACCAAGUUCUUCCAGCAAAAUGCUUAUUAGAGUUUUUGUCUGAGCACAGUAGCCUGGCCCUGCAUAUCUUGGGCGUUUGAUUACCAUGCUGGAAUAAGAAGAGUUGCAUUUCUCAUUUUAAUGAGCAUAUGGAAAGAUGGGAACAGAAUUUCAGUCUUGCAGCCAUGAGCCUCUAUUUCUCAUUCCUAAGCCUUACCAUGAGUCAGAGUGUUAAGGGGGCCUGUGAACCAGUCGUUUGGUGGAGGAGGGUCCUUCCCACACCUUUGUUUAGGAGUCAUCAUUCACACACACACACACACACACACACACACACACACACACACACACUCUCUGAGCACAUUAUCUGUGAUUCUUUCAUCCUCCCAGAAAGGAUCAGUGUUAGAAUGGGAAAUAGAGUGUGCCAUCUUGCUCUUUUGUUGGCAGAUGUCCCCGCUUCCCUCCAGCCCCCCAUCCUUGGCAUGUAUAUUAGUAGGAGGGCUUCACACCAGCACUGCUCACUGCGACUCCUGGAAAUGUGUGGGGAAUUGGGUGAGCCCCUCUUCCCCACGUGCUCCCAUCUGUAACUCUCCAUCUGUGAUUUGCAACAGGUCUUCCACUGGCUCGAGGCUGCGAGGCUGACCGACAGGGGCGCCCAAUAGAGUUUGUGGGAAUGGAGUAUUGCACAGAUGCAGCUGCACAAUGGUCUUCCUCCACCCCUCUGGGAAUCACCAUUAGGCAGGCCUCAGUAGGGCAAAAUGUUUAUUUGGUACCGGGGGUCUCCUGACCUGUCUAGCAUUCCCACCCACUCUUCUGCACUUCUUGCAAGGUAACUUGAAUCAUCACUUAUUUCUCUGCCACCUGGUUUUAGGACUGGCACUCUAUAAAUGACGCUGACUUUGUAUAGAAGGAUUUUGCUAAGGGGGCAAAAAGCCCAGAUACCAUUUUAACUGGCCCAGUUCAUUUUCUCCUUUCAUUUUACAAAAGAAAUCAUGCAGAAGCAUCAAUUAAAACUGAUUUAUUUAUGUUGGUACAUCCAACAAAAUAGUUGGAGCCACAAGGCCCUUGUCUUUUUAAAAAAACAAAAUAUUUUGAAGAUGGUGAAAGUGACUGAUUUUAAUAAUGAGAUAGGUCACUUAAAAUAACAGUGCCUUUGACCUUAAAACAUGGCACUGGCCCAUGUGACCUUUGCCAUUUCCCAGUACUUCCCUUUACAGUCUGCAGCCUAUAAACAGUGGUGUCUCAAAGCAAAGGAAACCUCCACAAGUGCUGCAACAGUGCAUUAGUUUUUAUGUAGCAAUUUGUUUAUAAAAAUUCCCAUCCCAUAAUGCAUGACCUUCCUAAAAAUAUCCACAGCCUCCAUAGGCAAGGUGAGCUUUCUGUGCUACCCACUUGUUAGAUUCCAGCCACCUCAGGGAUUCUGAUCCAUGUCAUUAACGACCAUCCCAGGGUGUGAGGGCCUGAUUAAAGCUUAUCGAACUAGACAUUUGUUUAUUAGAUGAGCUCGGCAUUAUUAUUUUCUCAAUAACUGGUAGAAGGGAAAUUUUAAACAUAACACUCAACCCAAACAAAACUACUUCGUGAGGCUUUCAGCAAAAAGGCUGCUUAAAAGCAUGAACCCGGGAUGCAGAGCAGCUUUUGUGCACGGUUCCACUUACUGUAAUUGUUUCUGGUUCUUUCCUCUAACACCUUCCAUGUAUGUCAACUUUUUAUCACCGUCAGGCAUAGACUCGUGGAGAUUAGUCAUUAUAGCUCAGACCUAAGCUAAUUAUUUAAAAUAAAUACAUGUAAAGGCCACUGCCACAUUCUCAGCAGACUUCCACUUGCCUAAUGAGAUUAGUGAUUCAACUGACUUGAAGCACAGUAACAUCUUAUUUUAUGCACAUUCCCUGUCUUUUGCUGGACUGAUGAAGCCAGUCACCCGCCCUUCUCUGUUUUUUGGUUUUUUUUUUCUUAACCCCAGGUAUAUGGAAGGGGAGUUGCCUUCACUUUUCUGGAAAUUUGUCUUCGUCUGACAUAUUAGAGGGCCUCGUUUUGUCCUGUUCUUGUUCAGACCCUCUCGUUCUACGUCCUGUGCUGAGGGGACUGUCCGUAAGCUACAGGACAGCGAGCUGGUCCUUUCUGCCACUUCUUCCCCACUCCCAUGCCCAGGAAGGCCUGGUUGCUGAUGCUACUUUAUAAAUGAGUUGCUUGCAUUUUCACAGAGAAUGAAGGAAGACGUAACAUGGCUCCAGAAACUUUUCACAUGAUGAUUGGGAUCGACAAAAAAAUGCUACCCUCUAGACUAGACACAUUUCAUGGAGACAAGCAAAAUGGUGCCAGGGCUGGGCUGACUGUGGGAUGGGAUUUGGUACUGCAGACAGAUUUUGAUUUCCACAGUUGAGCUGGAAACAAACUGUGCCUUCAAAAAAUGACUUUUCUAACUUAAGGUUGGUUAUAUGUUAAGUGUGCUACUAACUUAAAAAAUAGUGGCUGGGCGCGGUGGCUCAUGCCUGUAAUCCCAGUGCUUUGGGAGGCCAAGGCGGGGGGAUCACGAGGUCAGGAGAUCGAGACCAUCCUGGCUAACACGGUGAAACCCCAUCUCUACUAAAAACACACAAAAAAUUAGCUGGGCGUGGUGGUGGGCGCCUGUAGUCCCAGCUACUCAGGAGGCUGAGGCAGGAGAAUGGCAUGAACCUGGGAGGCAGAGCUUGCAGUGAGCCGAGACAGCGCCAUUGCACUCCAGCCUGGGCAACAGAGCAAGACUCCGUCUCAAAAAAAAAAAAAAAAAAAAAAUAGUGCACUCUCUGGCUGGUCACGGUGGCUCACGCCUGUAAUCUCAGCACUUUGGAAGGCCAAGGCAGGCGGAUCACGAGGUCAGAAGAUCGAGACCAUCCUGGCUAACACAGUGAAACCCCGUCUCUACUAAAAAUAUAAAAAAUUAGUCGGGCAUGGUGGCGGGCGCCUGUAGUCCCAACUACUCGGGAGACUGAGGCAGAAGAAUGGCGUGAACUCAGGAGGCGGAGCUUGCAGUGAGCCAAGGCGACAGAGCAAGACUCUGUCUCAAAAAAUAAAAAAUAGUGCACUGUCCUUCGAGAAAGUUUUCUAACAUCUAGUAAUUUGUAACUUAGAAGUGGAGUUGCCUUGUGGAUGUCUUUUUUGCAUUCUGUAGGAAAUGAAACGUGAAUUUAACUCGGGUUGCAAGAAAUAAAAAUGUCAGUGCAUUUAAA
Molecule: messenger RNA, 4259 nt
Organism: Homo sapiens (human)
Lineage: Eukaryota; Metazoa; Chordata; Mammalia; Primates; Hominidae
Gene: SNAP29
Product: synaptosome associated protein 29
Exons: 5
Coding region: 105-881 (258 amino acids)
Cellular component (GO): presynapse; Golgi membrane; autophagosome membrane
Source: RefSeq, marked reviewed